Aegilops tauschii subsp. strangulata is the source of this 726-nucleotide messenger RNA. The record is from RefSeq and is a predicted model, not a curated record. NCBI's taxonomy places the organism in Eukaryota, Viridiplantae, Streptophyta, Magnoliopsida, Poales, Poaceae.
AUGGCUCCCCUCGACUCCUCCCAAGGCCAGCCACCGAACCAGCAGCUGCUCCAGGUCGUCGCCCCAGUCAUCCUCGACCUCCACGGCCUCCUCCCCAUCCCGUUCGUCUGCACCGCUGCCGUCACGCCAAGGCCGGCGCCCCUCUGCUUAGCUCGCCUCGGACCAGCAGCAGGAGCAGCAGCAACCACCAUGGACGCCGCGCCCAUGCCUUCCUCCCUGCCUGGAUCCGACGUGGAUUCGUCGUUUCCCGCUACUCCGGCCUCCCUCGCCUUUUCCUGCGUCACCGGAGCCCCGCGUCGCCUCCCUGGAACGAACGUCGUCGCUGCCGUCUCAUGCGUCGAGCCCUCGGUUUCUGCAGGAGCAGCAGCAACCACCAUGGACGCCGCGCCCAUGCCUUCCUCCCCGCCUGGAUCCGACGUGGAUUCAUCGUUUCCCGCUACUCCGGCCUCCCUCGCCUUUUCCUGCAUCAUCGGUGCCCCGCGUCGCCUCCCUGGAACGAACGUCGUCGCUGCGGUCUCAUGUGUCCAGCCCUCGGUGACCUCUAGCGAACGCCAAGUCCACGGCGUCGCCGGGCUCCGUUUCCCCUGCUCCAGAUCGAGCGCCUCGCUCGCGUUGACCGUGUCGCUGCCCAGCCGGCCACUCCAGCGCCAAGGCCCGGCCUUCUCCAACCUGCCCCGCGCCCCUCUUGGGCUUCCUCCACCGAACCAGGCCGAAGCCCAUGGGUGA